Molecule: messenger RNA, 1318 nt
Organism: Crotalus tigris (Tiger rattlesnake)
Lineage: Eukaryota; Metazoa; Chordata; Lepidosauria; Squamata; Viperidae
Gene: RFESD
Product: Rieske Fe-S domain containing
Exons: 3
Coding region: 600-1133 (177 amino acids)
Molecular function (GO): 2 iron, 2 sulfur cluster binding
Source: RefSeq, a predicted model, not a curated record
CCUUCAAGAAUUCUUUAGAUGACUGCAUGUUGGCACUGAAUUAGUUCAAUAAGUUAAUUACAUUCAGGGACUCACCAUAUGGAUCAGAAUGAGAUACCUUAAAACAAUUUUAUUUCAUUAACCACAACCACUCUUGGAUGAAUAAUGCUUAUUUUCUUUCUCUUCUCUUUCACAAUAGAUUGAUGAAUGUAUAAAUCUUACCUGCAGAAUUUGUGACCAUCUCUGCUUUUUAGCUAAAUGCAGCGGACCAAUGGAGCUGACUGCCAAAGACUUGAUUCCUUCGUUUUUUUGUAGAUUUCACAUGAGCAGGAAACAUGGGUCACCCUUGUGAUUCCACCUAAAAGGACUGGUGGGUCUCAUGUUUACAAAUCUGCUUUAAAGUGAAUUCACUGAUGACGGCAUCCAAUCCAAUAUAUUUUGCAAGGGAACAGCUCAGUAGAUAGGAAAGUUCUCCACUACUUCCCUGUAGUCCAAAAAGUUUUCUCAAAAACUGCAGUAUGUUGAGAGACCCUCCCAAAAAGAUUUUCAUCUAGAACUGGAAGACCGUAUGAGGAAGAAGAGAGCAGAUUUCUUACGGUGCAUUGUUGGAUUUUCCCCUUAUGUCAAUUGUUUUUAUUAUCAAGUUAAUUUUUAAUGUAAUUCUUUUGUUGCAGGAUAUUAAUGAAAGUGGUGUGGCCAAACCAUCUAAAAGGAAAGAAAUGUCUAGUCCAAUUUAUGUUGGUAGAGAAGAUGAUAUUAAAAAGCUCAAGAGAACAACAGCCACUGUCUAUGAGAGAGAAGUUGUUAUUUUCUACCAUAGUGGACACUUUUAUGCUCUGGAUUGCCGCUGUUACCAUGCAGGAGGUCCCUUACAUCUUGGUGAAAUAGAGGACAUCAAUGGACAACCAUGUAUUAUUUGUCCUUGGCAUAAGUAUAAAAUAACUCUGAAUACAGGUGAAGGAUUGUAUCAAGCAAUAAAUCCCAAAGAGCCAUCUGCCGUACCCAAGUGGAAAUCAAAAGGACCAAAACAAAGGACUCACAGAGUCACUGUGGACAAUGGAAAUGUUUAUGUGACUCUUUCAGAUUUAAUGGAGUAUAAAGAGUCUGACUACUAUGCUGAAAAAUACAAAACAGGAAAAAAUGCAGAAAAAUAAUCUUUUUAAAAUAACAUUUUGCUUCAUAGGAACUUGAGUUAAAAAACUGUUGAAUAUAUGUGGUCCUCGACUUACAACUACAACUGAGCUCAAAAUUUCUGUUGCUAAGUGAAACAUUUGUUAAAUGAGUUUUGCCCCAUUUUAGGAACUUUCUUGCCACAGUUGUUAAGUGAAUCACUGCACUU